Gigantopelta aegis is the source of this 951-nucleotide messenger RNA. RefSeq lists its product as uncharacterized. NCBI's taxonomy places the organism in Eukaryota, Metazoa, Mollusca, Gastropoda, Neomphalida, Peltospiridae. Gene Ontology annotation, molecular function: cell adhesion molecule binding. The transcript is spliced from 5 exons. The record is from RefSeq and is a predicted model, not a curated record. Gene Ontology annotation, biological process: cell-cell adhesion. Gene Ontology annotation, cellular component: cell-cell junction. Bases 1 to 951 code for a protein of 316 amino acids.
AUGCUUUAUACCGAAACAGAUGCUUUUGGUGUGACAGUACGCCAUGAGUUUAACUCCAGUAACAAGAUCCUAAGGGUGAUAUGUGAAGUAGAAGGUUGUCCAGACAACUACAGCUUCUUUCCAUUCACUCACUUCUGGGGCGAGGACAGAAUCAGAGAGUUGCCAGGAGAACGCGUGUCGCCUAACAAGUACGUUUUGACGAUUGAUCAUGUGACGUAUGCCGAUUCAGGGAGGUAUCAGUGUGGUGCCAGUAAUGGAGUUCAAGGAUUGAACAAGGUCAAUGUUCAAACUAAUUUCACGUCAAUAGAAAUAGGUGAAAAACCCAUUUUGGGUGAUACGGAACAGAACCAGACUGUGUCCGCUGUCCUUGGUAAAACUGUUGUUUUGGAGAGAAAGAUAUUCAGUAAAUCCAAUAUUACUCUUCACACGUGGACAAACGUACGGGGUCAGAAGUUACUAGGUGGACUUUCUACCUCAGAAGUGACGUUAAAUAUCUACAGUAUUACAGUCAAAGAUAUCGGAUAUUUAAUCAGUUUGGAGAUUCCUAAAUUAAAUAAAGAUGACCAAGGACUUUACUCUCUGAAUAUCUGUAACAGCUUUGGAUGCGGCCAUUUUUACACAAUUUUAAACAUAGCAAUUCCAGAACCUGUCGAUGGUUCCACGUCUGACUCAGUACUUGUAGCAGCUGUUUCAGGUGUCACAGUAGUUGUCAUUCUGGUGGUCAUCAUGGUCGUGGUCAUCGUCAUAGUCAGAAAGAGGAGGAAUUCAACAACAAACAAACAUUCCCAGGAUGAUGAUCAUGAUUAUAUGAACCAGGACAUCAACCAGCAGGUUGACGGUCCGACUGUGGAAUAUGUGAACAAUGUAUAUGAUGUGAACACUGUCAACGAUGUGAACACUGUGAACACAAAUACUGAGGAGCCCCAUGUUUAUCAAACUCUGAACAAUUGA